CUCAAGGCUUUCAGAUAUCUAAAAGCAGGGGACAGGAGCCCCACACCUUUUUUUUUAGUUGGCCCAAUGGCCCCCCUCUCUUUUAAUCAUCUCCUUUCUUUUGUUUUUUUUUUCGUUCUCGUCCACCAUUACACGGCUGGCAUCAUCAUUGGAAACCUCCACUAAAAAGGCAGCCGGUGGGGUGAGGGGAAGAACCGAUGGGUGAUGUGGUCAUGGAACAGCAGCAACAGAGAGAGAAGUCCAGGGUUGUGAAGGUGGACUCGGAGGAAUCAUGGGACCUCUUCAUCUCCCAAGCCAACAGCCGAGGCAGCCCUGUUUUUGUCCACUUCAGUGCUUCAUGGUGUGUCCCAUCUCUUGCCAUGAAUUCCUACUUUGAGGAACUGGCCAGAACUUACCAGGAUAUUGUGUUUCUCUUGGUAGAUGUUGACGAACUCAAGGGUGUUGCUUCUAAAAUGGGGGUGAAGGCAAUGCCUACCUUUGUGCUGAUGAGGGAUGGAGCAGUGAUCACUAAGAUUGUUGGAGCAAAUCCAGAAGAGAUGAAGAAAAGGAUAGAUGCUUUUGUGCAUUCCCUUAGCACUACAAGCACCUUGGAGUAGUUCUGCAGGUUGUCACAACGAGGGGUGAUGAGAAAAAAAAAUCAUAUGGUUGUCUUUGUUGUUUGUGGAAAAUGUCAAGUAUUUGUAAAUAGACUGUAAACUAUGUGAGGGUUGUAUAAUUAUGGAUCAACUAUAAAACUUUUUAUUGCUCAGAAAAGGAAGAAUUUGGCAACAGAUUA
This is a messenger RNA of Elaeis guineensis (African oil palm), 775 nucleotides long. Its product is annotated as thioredoxin-like protein CXXS1. The record is from RefSeq and is a predicted model, not a curated record. NCBI's taxonomy places the organism in Eukaryota, Viridiplantae, Streptophyta, Magnoliopsida, Arecales, Arecaceae.